GCCGAAACCACACCCACACCUACACCCGGAUCAAGUAUCAGUAAUCGGCUAGUAGGUGACCUCUGAGUUUUCUGGUCUUUUGGUGUAAGAAUGGAAGUGGCUGGGUGGUUUAUCGGGGCUGGAAUAGGAACUGUAUUCACAGCGCUGUAUGAAGGCGUCAAGAAACUGAGGGGCAGGACUACAAAGUUCAGAGCUCAACUCGAAGCUCUCGAGUUGACUCUAGAGUCUUUCGAUCUAGAAGUCAUCCAACAGAUAGGGAGGCAUAACGAGGCAAUGGGUCUCCGGAACGAGGAUGUGAAAGCUCUUGAAGAAGAACUGAACAAGGGAGUAAGAAUCAUCAGUGAACUCUCUGAUGCUUGUCUAUGGAAUCGGAUAGAUUCUCUGUACAUCAGUCAACUUGCUGGCCUGAAUAGGUCACUAAGUAUAUUGGAAAAGAGGCUGAAGAUGCAGUCGAUAAGAGACGUGAAGGAAACCCGACACAUGAUGCAGAUCUUGCUAAUUAGACUGACUUUGCAUCAGGAACCUUGCAGGGAUGGAUAUGGGAGCUUGCUCUCAACUACAGGACUGCUAAAUAUUGCACCACAGGAAGCACUCCAUCACAUACUGACCUUGGAUUCAGUAAGGAACAUCGCAUCGACUAGCACAGAUCUUCAGCAAUUCCAUGGUAAGGGUGAGAUACAAGAAGUUGGAAGCUCAAGUGGUCACCUUCCUUCUCCUCUAGAAAGCUCAAACUACAGAGGUUCUGACAAUCAACUGGAGAUUAACGGCGGACAACUAGUGACAACUUCAUACCAGAUGGUGAAAAGAAUUGUUGUGAAAGUGUCACUUGACUCUGAAAGAAGCAGAAGCAAAGCUUUGAAGCUUGUAGUAGGUAUCCAUGGUGUUUACAGUUCGUCGAUAAAAAGAGACAUGGACCAAAUAGAGGUGAUUGGGGACGGAUUUGAUGUCGUUGGCUUGGUCACGAAAUUAAGGAAGCAUUACUAUGCCGAAAUACUACUAGUGGAGCCAGUAAAAUCUGAGAGAAAGCCAACUGAUCCAAUUGGACGAAAAUCAAAGUAUAUCAAGAUCUGCAAGUGGUUCAAGCCUAUUAUACCUCGGUGACAUUAUUUUUUUAGUGUUUACAAUCACAUUUGUGAUGCUGGAGCUACCAGGGUAUCAAUCAUUAUUAUCUUAAUAUGUCUUCUUUCCUCGGUACAAAAUGGAUUCGUGUUUCCCCAAGUGAUAUUGAGAUUUAAAUUACAUUCCAAGUUCACAAAA
Argentina anserina (silverweed cinquefoil) is the source of this 1257-nucleotide messenger RNA. RefSeq lists its product as uncharacterized. The transcript has 3 exons. The coding region runs from base 91 to 1101 and encodes 336 amino acids. Lineage: Eukaryota; Viridiplantae; Streptophyta; Magnoliopsida; Rosales; Rosaceae. The record is from RefSeq and is a predicted model, not a curated record.